This is a messenger RNA of Acomys russatus (golden spiny mouse), 1410 nucleotides long. It is a transcript of the gene Smpd2, whose product is annotated as sphingomyelin phosphodiesterase 2. Gene Ontology annotation, molecular function: sphingomyelin phosphodiesterase activity. Bases 102 to 1361 code for a protein of 419 amino acids. The transcript has 10 exons. Gene Ontology annotation, cellular component: cytoplasm. The record is from RefSeq and is a predicted model, not a curated record. NCBI's taxonomy places the organism in Eukaryota, Metazoa, Chordata, Mammalia, Rodentia, Muridae.
CAACCGCAAGCUCGGGUUCCUGGGACCGUGCAGCGCGGGACACAGCCGGCCACCUGUGCGCGCCAUCAGCCUCGCCGCUGGUGCCCCGAAGCACCCCUGGCAUGAAGCCCAACUUUUCUCUGCGGCUGAGGGUUUUCAACCUCAACUGUUGGGACAUCCCCUACCUGAGCAAGCAUAGGGUGGACCGCAUGAAGCGCUUGGGAGACUUUCUGAACUUGGAAAGCUUCGACCUGGCUCUACUGCAGGAGGUGUGGAGUGAGCAGGACUUCCAGUACCUAAGGCAGAAACUAGCGCCCGCUUACCCGGAUGCACACUACUUCAGAAGCGGAAUAUUUGGCAGUGGCCUCUGUGUGUUCUCCAGACAUCCAAUCCAGGAAAUUCUCCAGCACGUUUACACUCUCAAUGGCUACCCCUACAAGUUCUAUCAUGGAGACUGGUUCUGUGGGAAGGCCGUGGGACUGCUGGUGCUCCGUCUGAGCGGGCUGGUGCUGAAUGCCUACGUGACCCACCUUCAUGCUGAAUACAGUCGACAGAAGGACAUCUACCUAGCACACCGUGUGGCCCAAGCUUGGGAACUGGCCCAGUUCAUCCACCACACAUCAAAGAAUGCAGAUGUGGUUCUGUUGUGUGGGGACCUCAACAUGCACCCCAAAGACCUGGGCUGCUGCCUGCUGAAAGAGUGGACGGGCCUCCGUGAUGCCUAUGUUGAGACCCAGGACUUUAAGGGCUCUGAAGAUGGCUGUACCAUGGUACCCAAGAACUGCUAUGUCAGCCAACAGGACCUGGGACCGUUUCCGUUUGGCAUCCGGAUUGACUACGUGCUUUACAAGGCAGUUUCUGGGUUCCACAUCUACUGUAAGACUCUGACAACCACUACAGGCUGUGACCCCCACAAUGGCACCCCCUUCUCUGAUCACGAGGCCCUCAUGGCGACUUUGUAUGUGAAGCACAGUCCCCCGCAGGAAGACUCAUGCCCUGCCGAUGGACCACCGGGACGGUCAGCGUUGGUCAGCGUGCUCAGGGAGGCGUGCACAGAGCUGGGGCUAGGCGUGGCUCAAGCUCGCUGGUGGGCUGCAUUCGCUGGCUAUGUGAUCGUUUGGGGGUUGACCCUCCUCGUGUUGCUGUGUGUCCUGGUUGCAGGAUUAGAGGCCAGGGAAGUGGCUGUACUGCUCUGGACACCCAACGUGGGUCUGGUGCUGGGGGCUGGCGCAGUCUACCUCUUCCACAGGCAGGAGGCCAAAGGCUUAUGUCGGGCCCAGGCCGAACUCCAGCAUGCUCUGAGAAGGGAAAAUGAGAGCCAGGGCCUAGGCUCAGAGCCUCAGCUAGCCCCACUGCUGGCAGCAGGAGGGAGACAAAGCUGAGAAACAAUAAAACCGAACUGACACACUCUGGCGGCUGUUCCCUUUUCCU